UGUGAGAGUUGAAUAAUAAAUGGAUCAGCUAACUCACGGCCGCCCUCUGCCGCCGCCGUUUCACGCCAGAGAUCUUCAGCUCCACCACCACCAAUUCCAGCAGCAGCAGCUCCACCACCACCACCACCACCAGAAUCCCGACGAAGAAUUGCAGAGCGGGAGCAACCGCAGCCAGCUGAAACGAGAUCGAGACGAGAACUACGGGUUAACGUUUCCCGCCGCCGCCGGCGAGAACUCCGACUCCAAGGACCUGGUCGCCGGCUCCAGCGGCGACCACGGUGAAGUCACGCGCCGCCCCCGCGGCCGACCGGCUGGGUCGAAGAACAAGCCGAAGCCGCCCAUCAUAAUCACCCGCGACAGCGCGAACGCGCUCAGAUCCCACGUGAUGGAGGUCGCCAACGGCUGCGACGUCCAGGACAGCAUCUCCACCUUCGCCACGCGCCGCCAGAGGGGCGUCUGCAUCCUCAGCGGCACCGGCACCGUCACCAACGUAACCCUCCGCCAGCCGGCCGCCCCCGGCUCCGUCCUGACCCUACACGGAAGAUUCGAGAUUCUAUCCCUCUCCGGCUCCUUCCUCCCGCCGCCAGCUCCCCCGGCGGCCUCCGGGCUGACAAUAUAUCUGGCCGGCGCGCAAGGGCAGGUCGUCGGAGGAGCCGUAGUAGGCCCGCUUCUAGCUUCCGGGCCAGUAGUAAUAAUGGCCGCAUCGUUCGGUAAUGCAGCGUACGAGCGUCUGCCACUGGAGGACGAAGAAGCAGCGGCGGUCAGCGGCGGCGGGCAGCUGGGAUCGCCGGGAAUAUCCGGCGGCGGGGGGCAGCAACUGAUGCCCGACCCGAACACGAACCCGUUUCAAGGGGCGGCGCAGAAUAUGCUAAAUUCAGUGCAAUUACCAGCUGAUGCUUACUGGGGCGCAGCACGCCCUCCUUUUUAAUUUAUUAUCAAUGGUAUAAUUUCACUACUAGUUCAUGCAUUCAUUAGUUUUCUUCUUCUUCGAUCUUCUUGAUUUAUUUCUGCUAAAAUUAGGGUUUUUACUUUUUUUUUUUUUUUUUUUUUGGAAUUUUGAAUUCAUGGUGUCAUCUGGAUAUAAUAAUCAUAAAAAAAUGGAGAAAUUAAAAGGGAUGUACAAAUUCAUGAAUUUGUUUGUGAUAUGAUUUCAUGAUUUACCAUCAUGAGAUCAAUGUCUUAAUUACUACAUUUAGCUUGUUGUUGUAUGUAGUUCUUGUCUGAAAAAAGCAUCUAUUAUUCAAGAAAUACGAGGUUUUAAUUUAAUA
This is a messenger RNA of Erythranthe guttata (spotted monkey flower), 1268 nucleotides long. It is a transcript of the gene AHL22, whose product is annotated as AT-hook motif nuclear-localized protein 22. Gene Ontology annotation, biological process: vegetative to reproductive phase transition of meristem. Gene Ontology annotation, cellular component: nucleus. Gene Ontology annotation, molecular function: minor groove of adenine-thymine-rich DNA binding; DNA-binding transcription factor activity. The record is from RefSeq and is a predicted model, not a curated record. NCBI's taxonomy places the organism in Eukaryota, Viridiplantae, Streptophyta, Magnoliopsida, Lamiales, Phrymaceae.